Molecule: messenger RNA, 3993 nt
Organism: Saxophila tyrrhenica
Lineage: Eukaryota; Fungi; Ascomycota; Dothideomycetes; Mycosphaerellales; Extremaceae
Exons: 1
Coding region: 1-3993 (1330 amino acids)
Cellular component (GO): cytosol
Source: RefSeq, a predicted model, not a curated record
AUGGGGACGAAUUUCGACGACUGGCUGGAGUCCGAAGAGGGCAGAGAGUACGAACGCACACACGAUCCCAGGAAAGGCGCAGUCUUGAGAGCCCACCUCACCUUCAUCCGCCUUGCGCUGCCCCCGUACACGAUCCAUUUCAAGUCGCCCACCUACAUCCAACCGGCGACGCUCGACCUGCUCGAUAAGAAAGUGCUCAAGGAGACAUUGAGGAACACGGCGCAGGAUGCCACGGUCAGGAUCUUGAUCGGUGGGGAUGUUCGGUUUUGGCACGAGCUGGUCCUGUUGCUGAAGGCUGCCAUCCCAAGUCUGGAGAGACGAAGCUUCCAGCAUUGGGAUCCCAGUAGUGUGGACUACGACAGCACCAGUGGUGCGCUGAUUGCCGGCAACUACCCAGGACUUUGGCGGGAUCUGGAGCGGUUGAACGAUAUCGUCAGCAUAUGCAGGAAUGUGUUGACGGUUGGCGAAUUCGCGCAGCGCUAUGCUUCCGGCUAUUGCGCAGAUAUUGAGAUUUUCCGACUCAUCAACUGCUGUGUUAGAGUGACGGCGAGAGGCUUCGAUGGCACUGCAAACACGGGCGAGGAGGAGAAGUGGCAGUGGAUUGUCAAUGCGUACAAGAAACUGCUCAUCACGAGCCUGCAGUUUCUCAACAACCUUGUCGCGCAGAACGAGGAGAAGAAGUGCAUGCUUUGGACUUCGCUCUUCGAUCAUGCUUCCGAGACGGGCUACCGAGAGGAGAAGAUCACACCAUUCCGGCUACCACCUCCGAAGAAGCCUACACCACCCAUCAAUAGCAGUGAUAUCCUUCUCGCAUAUGGUCAAAAUGGCCCAAACCAACGCAUUUCGCCUUUGGAGUACGAAGCUGCCCAGCUGAUAUUCAAAGAUGAAGGAUGGAAACCUCUUCCGGCCAACGCGACUGCUGCUAAGAAGCACAGUGAACCAAAUGGCUACGUCUACUUUGUCUCACGCUUCAAGAACCAGUGCAUCGAAGAUUUCAAGACCGUACACAAGCGCGCCCCAACACUGGCUGAGAUUCACCGCAACAUGCCGCACUAUUGGCACCAGCAGAUCCCCGAAACCCCGCGCAUGUGGUCUCAUUGGCAGAGUGCGUUCGAGAUGGACCUUCAUGCUUACCGCGACGAGGAGGACGACUAUCAAGACUAUCUCGACGACCCGAUAGGCUGGAGAGAACAGGUCAUCGCUCCCGGUCCUCCUACGCCGAUGAUGCCGACGAGAUCCGGGAAAGCAUGGAAGCCGGAAGACGUGGAGAGGAGAAUCAAGGCGUUGGAGGUCCAGAUGGCAGAAGAGUGCAAGUCCGAGUGCGCAGGGCACGGCUACUGCGAGGAUCCGGUGGAGUGUGAGAAGGCGAAAGCCAGUGGAUUGCCAAAUCCCCUCGACCCACGGACUGCCAACGAAAAGACCGACUCGCGGAUGCUGUUCACCUCAGAAGCUGGGACAAAGAUCCUGGAGAGCGGCAAGGCGGAGUUGAUGAAGAGGCUGGAAGGCUAUGCCGACGUAGGUGCCGGUGCUGGCAUCGCAGCGAGGAGGGUGAGCACUGCACGUUCGGCCCCAAUAUCUGCCAGCGAUGCUCACCCGGCUCAUCCGAUCAACGUCGGCGGUGCUCAGCGGCGGAGAUCUAACAGUUAUGCUGUCGAGCACGCUUUUGCGGAAGAAUCGAUGGACGAGGAUGACGACGAAGAAGAAGACGAGAGCGACGAAGAGGGCGAGGAUGACGAGGAAGAAGACUAUCCAGGUUCAACUGAAGAUGGCCGCGGCUUGCUCACAGACGUGCCACUCAUCCUUGGUCCAUCUGAGAUCGAAGUGCUGCCCAUGCUGAUCAUGUCUGGCCACGUCAUCCCGCCAGCAGAAGAGCAUCCGACACAGCGCAACAAUUACAAAGAUAUCAAUCCCUGGGCGAUGCCGCAUUCUGACGCUUUGCCUGACGACAUUCUCGAGAAAGGCGCGAAGCUCCGAACCCACUUGUUGCUAUCGCAGACACCGGGGCGGAAUCUGCUCCGCGAGCUCCUCAUAUUCGUGGCCGCCUGGGACCUGCGGGAGGAAGAGCUGUACUUCAAGUUCAUGGUCCGCAUUCUUGAAGCUAUUCUGAAACAUGGACUCAUGCCAUACGCAUACCACGCCUUCCGUGAUCGAUCGCGAAGCAAGGAUAUAAUCUCUCCUGCCCAAGCUGUGAUCAUGAAGCUGCUUACCUGCAUCUUUCGUCAGCGGAACGAGAACAUUAGAAAACAUCUUCGCGGGGAGGUGCUGGAAGGCGAGGUCUUGGGACAAGCGCAUGUGGUCAGGGUUAACGGAGUCAACACAACACGUCCGACCGACUGUAGCGAGGAAGAAGAGAUUGCCUGGAUCAGAGAGCAGCACCGGAUCGCUGUUGAAGAGAAGAAGCGCCUCGGCCUGCUUCCUACUGCGGUCGACUUGCGCUUGCUCAACUUUGUCUUCACCGAGUUUAGACAGCACAUCAUACCGCAGACAUGCGCUCUGAUCUUUUUGCAAGGCCAGAUACACAGAGGCCGAGCCAGCCCGGACGACUUCCCGCUGAAUUUGUGGGACAUGGAGAGGAUGUACGAGGGAGUCUAUCAGUUUCUCGAGUUCUUUGCUGUCCUGUCCGAGGAGCAAGGCCGUGUACCCAUCUGCGAUGAAGGCCUGGAAAGAGAGAUCCAUGGUCAAAUCGUUUGGGGAGCGAGGGAGGAGGAAGAGUCGAUGGGCGGGUUGACCGGCACCUGGAAGAACAUCCUUGCCAGCUGGGAAAUGGCUAGCGAGCUGGUGACUCUGCUGAGAGAGCUUGAAGGCGGCAUCCCGAAGGUCGCUGCAGCAAUGCCACGACCGAACGCACAAGCAGCGCAGCCGGUGUCUGCGAGCUUCGACGGGAAAGCCGGAACAACACCUCCACCUCCUCCGCCUAAGCCGCAACGUAGUAUGAGCGCUGACGCGGCGAUGGGUGUGCCUCAAGCGAGACCGUCUUCUGCGCCGACGCCGGUGGCUGUCGAGCGGCCUUUCGAUGUUAACGCUGGGGACGUGCCUCAGACGCAUGCUAUUCCACCGUCUCUUGCACCGGGUGGGUCUUCACAGCAGGUUUACGAAGCUGAGCAUCCGCUUGCGUAUCCAGAAGAUCCUCUCAACGCUCUUGCGCCGACCUCGCUGGUAGCUGCGCAUGCUGACCUGCAGAACGCGCACGACCAGGACGAGCCUUCUGAUUUCGAGUGGCGGAAUCUGAAGAAGCUCACUGUGCUUGUACUGUCCUCGCUGAUAUGGAAGAACAAAUCAGUGCAAGAGCAAGUCCGCAAAUACGGCGGCCUCGAAGCGCUCGUCGGCUGCUGCAGACACGACGAGAACAACCCGUACAUCCGCGAGCACGCCGUAAUGUGCCUCCGCUUCGCCGUCGAGAACUGCGAGGAGAACGCACGAGUGCUCGUCAAACUUGCCGAAGAGCGGGGUCAGCAGACCGGUCGAGGUGGCAAGAUCGGAGAGAAGGGCAUGAGGAAGAUGGUCACGGACGGUAUUCCGAAGGAAGUGCUCGAUGCUAACGGCUACGAGACUUUCGUGGACAUUGAAGGCCAGAUGGGCUUGCGUCGCAAGGACGGAGCUGUCGAUAGUAGAGACCCUGGAGUGCCGCCACCGCCACCGCCUCCUCCGCCAUCGACGUCUGGGCCUUCGUUUACGCAGCCGUGGAAAACCGUCACCACGAAAAGCGUUCGAGAGUGGGCGGCUCGGAGCAACUCUCAGCUCGACGAGCUUCUGCCGGGUCUCUCGCUCGGCGGGGCUUCGGGGAGCAUGCAGCCGCCACCGGUCGUGGCCUCGGAUGCGACGGACAAAGGGAUGGAGUUGUUGCGGAAUGCUAUGAUGUCUUUGCCGCCUAAGAGUGGUGAGACGGCGGAGGAGAGGCAGCGGAUGGAGGCGCUGGAGAGGUUGGAUCGGGCGUUUGAGAGUACGGAGGCGGCGCUUGGAUCUGGUUCUCAGGGGAAGAGACAGGAGGGAUGA